GUUUUUCAAGCGUCUUCCAAGACGCGGCAUUACACUGUUCUCAGUUGGCGUCCACGUCACGUCGUCAAUCUAACGUAGUCAUCACAUAGCUCAUGCUUGGAUCGGCCGCCAUUGUCACAUUCAGUCACGAUCAUGGGAGAUCUCACACCGAGCGGAUCAUGGGAAGCAACGUGGUACGUGUUACAGAUAGGACGUACAUGCAGAGUCUACAGGGUAAACUUAGGGACAACUACGAUGACAACUUGAAGCAGAGGAUAACUGCACGUGAGGCAGAUGAAGUUGAACGAGAGAAACGAUUGAUUUUGGAAGGAAAAAUGGGCGUCGAAGAGGCACCUGAAGCGUUGGCUGAUCAUCCUGUUUUCAGGAUCACGCAGCUAACCAAUAAAAUGCUUCAGGAUCGACGUAUCAAGCAAUCGAAGGCACGUCUCCCGAAGGCCCUUCGCGACCUGGACUACGAGACGGCGAGGGAGGCAGCGCGCGACCGCGAGGUUCCCGAUCAUGAGGAGUCAGAGCUCGCAGUCGAACUGGACCUCGAGGAGGCCGAGCGACAUCGCCGCCUCCAGGAGAUCGCCAAGGACAUCUCCAACGAACAGCUGUUCACGCAGGAGGACUUUGAUCGCAUCAAGUACGAGACGCCGCUUGUCAAACAGCUGCGAACCGUCGAGAGCGUUGAUGAGCUGUAUCGAUUGGCAGAGCAGAUAAUACACCCAUGAAGUCCAGUUGCAACCAUCGAAAUAAAAAUUGCAACAAGUUGUUAUAUUUAAAAUUCAGAGCUCUGAAUUUUUUUUCAUUCAUUUUUUUCUAGAUAAAUAUAUUUUUGUAUAAGCUUCUCAACAAGCAUAUUAAACCAAUACAGCUUACAAAAUUGUUUAGUUGGAUCAAAGGAAUCGUGAAAUAAAGAAACUCAACAAGCUUUAAACUUUUUCAGUAACAUGUAAUCGUAAUGUACUGUAAUUACUAUUCAGUAAUUAAUAUUCUAUUAGAUUGACAAGGCCCGGUUGCACAAAAGCCGGUUGAAAUUUAACCUUGAUUCAUUUCACGAGAGCCUUUCAGAGAAGGCCUUCGUGAUAAGACGGUUUCUCCAAUUGGUUCUUGUAGAAUUAAUCACGAUUAAAAAUUCAACCGGCUUUUGUGUAACUGGCGCUAAGUAGUACUUUACUGUUUUAGAAAUUACUUGUACGGAAAUAUUUUUCAAGAAUUAUUGUUGUUAGCUAUUAUUAUCAUAGUGUUAGUGAAGGUCUCGUAUUAUAAAACAUCUUGCUGACAGUAAAUAUCUAUGGACUUGUAAUACUUGGAUGGAUCUCUUUAUUUUUAAGUAACUUUUUCGAGUUUUAGAGAUACUCUUUAAAACCAUUUGAUUUAUAUUAUUGUAUUAUCUCAAUAUAAAUUUGAUAACUUUGUACGUGAACUUGGAUUGAUUCAAUAUCUUAAAUUUUGAAUUAUUUGUGUUAUCAAGAGUAUGUUAAAAAUAUUAUUAUAUUUGAUUGGAUUAUGCUAUGGGAAUUGUACUACUGUACUGAAAUUGUUUUCCUAACAUUUGAAGCUCUCAUUAGUGUAAAUCCAUGAAAUCUCGACAAGGUUUUCAUUGUAUGUAUUCUAGAUACUUCUUUUUAUUGAUCACGCUAUAAUAAUUUCCAAUAUCAUAGGAAUUCAAAUUAAAGAAAGUUUCCAUCUAUAAUUUAAUUAUAAAGUCUUGCAUUUUAUUAAUUGUUUUUUCUUACCUUCCAAGGCUACCUUGUGAAUUUUCUAAUAAGAAGUGGAAGCGAGAAUUCAAACUGUUCAUUCUUACUAUUUUGGUUAAAUACAUUGAGAAUGAAGUCCCAUUGAUCUUUUAUUUUGCCCAAUUCAUCAACCAAAUGCUUUUUUAAAUCAAU
Nilaparvata lugens (brown planthopper) is the source of this 1874-nucleotide messenger RNA. RefSeq lists its product as uncharacterized. The record is from RefSeq and is a predicted model, not a curated record. Lineage: Eukaryota; Metazoa; Arthropoda; Insecta; Hemiptera; Delphacidae. Bases 93 to 713 code for a protein of 206 amino acids. The transcript is spliced from 5 exons.